GCCACUGUGUGAGCUUUUUGGGUUUACGCUGCUGUCAUGUUGAUUACCUAGAAAUUGGUGCUGUAAAGAGCUUUUUUUGUUACGCUUUGCGUUUUGAAGUCAAGGAUGAAAGAAAAUAUAUGCAUCAAAACGAUUCACUGAAGGGUCUCGAGCACUUAGUUCCUACUUGACAAUCUGUUUACUCCAAACUCAGCAGCAUUUUACAGUCUGUUGGUUUUGCCUUAUGCAUAUACAUAUCUACAGGAAGUAAGCAAGCAAGCAAGCAAGCAUGCUGAAGGCUGUCAUUCUUAUCGGAGGCCCCCAAAAAGGGACCCGCUUCCGGCCACUGUCUUUUGAGGUGCCCAAACCUCUGUUUCCAGUGGCUGGAGUGCCAAUGCUGCAGCAUCACAUUGAGGCCUGCUCUAAGCUUCCAAAUAUGAAGGAGAUCUUACUUAUUGGCUUUUAUCAGCCCAAUGAAGAACUAAACAGAUUUUUGUCAUGUGCUCAACAAGAUUUUAAAAUAUUAAUAAGAUAUCUUCAGGAAUACGCUGCUCUGGGAACUGGAGGAGGAAUCUACCAUUUCAGAGAUCAGAUCUUGUCUGGUAGUCCAGAGGCGUUUUUUGUCAUGAAUGCUGAUGUGUGCUCAGAGUUUCCUCUACCAGAGAUGCUGGACUUCCAGAAGGAGCAUGGAGACACCUACAGCUUUGUCAUCCUCGGCACCACUGCCAACAGAAAACAGUCCCUGAAUUAUGGCUGUAUUGUUGAGAAUGAACAAACUGAUGAGGUCUUGCAUUACGUAGAGAAGCCUGGCACGUUUGUGAGCGACAUCAUCAACUGUGGAAUAUACCUGUUUACUCCGGAGAUUUUCCAGCACAUCGGAUCAGUUUUCCAGAAGAACCAGCAGGAAAUGUUGUUAGAGGAGCAGUCCAAUGGCUGGCAUCGGGCAGAAGUGAUCCGUCUGGAGCAGGACAUCUUCACUGCUCUGGCAGGCCAGGGCAAGCUUUAUGUGUACAAAACAGACCGAUUCUGGAGCCAGAUCAAAUCUGCUGGAUCUGCUAUUUAUGCAAGCCGUUUGUAUCUGAAUCAAUAUCACAAGACGCAUCCAGAUAGGUUAGCUACUAAUACAGAGGGAGGACCAAAGACCAGAGGAAAUGUUUACAUACAUCCUACUGCCAGCAUUGAUCCAACUGCUGUGUUAGGUCCAAAUGUGUCAAUAGGAACAGGUGUAACGAUCGGCGCAGGAGUUCGGGUGAGGGAGUCCAUCAUCCUUCAUGGUGCUACUUUACAAGAUCACAGCUGCGUGCUGAACAGCAUUGUUGGUUGGGAAAGCACCAUUGGCAAAUGGGCCAGAGUGGAAGGAACUCCCAGUGACCCCAAUCCUAAUGACCCAUACGCCAAAAUUGACAGCGAGACGCUCUUCAGAGAUGGAAAACUAACUCCCUCCAUUACAAUUCUAGGCUGUAAUGUAAACAUCCCAUCUGAGGUCAUCAUUCUCAACUCUAUCGUCCUGCCGCACAAAGACCUCAACAGAAGCUUUAAGAACCAGAUCAUACUGUAGUUCCACUUUCGAGGGUUGACUGGAUCAUUUUCCUCAGCAAGAAAACCUUCCCAGAAAUCUGAAGGGAAGGACAGUAAGCGAGCUACAACCUGUUUAAAGAAGACAGUCAAGUCAGUCAUUUGUUUUAUAGUGCUUUACCUGGGUUAUUACAGUUAACGGAAACUAAAGUUAUUUUUAUUAAUAUGCAUGUUAACUGAAGAGAAAGUGCCUU
Molecule: messenger RNA, 1748 nt
Organism: Danio aesculapii
Lineage: Eukaryota; Metazoa; Chordata; Actinopteri; Cypriniformes; Danionidae
Gene: gmppaa
Product: GDP-mannose pyrophosphorylase Aa
Exons: 13
Coding region: 269-1537 (422 amino acids)
Biological process (GO): biosynthetic process
Cellular component (GO): cytoplasm
Molecular function (GO): transferase activity
Source: RefSeq, a predicted model, not a curated record